Molecule: messenger RNA, 1444 nt
Organism: Scaptodrosophila lebanonensis
Lineage: Eukaryota; Metazoa; Arthropoda; Insecta; Diptera; Drosophilidae
Product: lysM and putative peptidoglycan-binding domain-containing protein 4
Exons: 3
Coding region: 196-1008 (270 amino acids)
Source: RefSeq, a predicted model, not a curated record
UUUGUAUUGAGAAUUUCUUACACGUAAAUAAUUACGCUAAUUGAAUAGGUAUCAUCUGAAUGCUGCACAGCUUUUGUUUCCGUUUGAAAGUGUGAACAUAUCGCACCACAAACGGCUUGGGAAGCACGUAUUGGCAGACUCAACAAAAUUCAAGGCCCAAGCCAAGCAACACCAGUAAGAUCAACGAAAAGUAAAAUGAGACGGAACGUGCGUCCUCAACAUGUUAACUGGGAUCAAAACGAACCGUUCGAAGUAGAGGAUAUAUUUGCGCGCCCCGCCUACGAUGAUGAUGAUUUUGCUGAAUUGAUGCAUAUGAGGACUAGAGCUAGCAAUGGCCAUGCCAAGCUAGCUCGAUUUGAAAAUACGCUGGAGGUGAAGGUGCAAGAGGGCGAUACCCUGCAAGCAUUGGCCUUACGAUUCCACUGUAGCGUUGGAGAUAUUAAGCGUCUGAACAAGAUCGAUAGAGAGAACGAGAUACAUGCACAUCGGAUUAUAAGAAUCCCCGUAACGGUUCAUAAUGUACUCCUUGGCAAUGGCACGGAUGCUUUACCAGCUGUUCAUAGAAGUGGUAAUAAUAGUCCCCGACACAAUGCGGAUCGAGAGCUAGGCAUUGAGCGAAAUCCUCUGGAGGAUGCUCGUUUGAUGCUAGAUGAGAGACUGUUAGUUGCCGCAGUAAAUGCUUCGGGUGGCGAACAGCCUUCAACUAGCAAAGCUGCUGCUAAUCGUAGUAACGAUUUCUAUGAAAGAGUUGGUGGAAUGGGCUUUCCAGACGAUGCAGCUAAUAUGGAACGACCCCUGGACGAAAGUGAAAUGCUGUUGGAUAGACAUGCCCCAUUAUUGCGACCCAUACCGGGUCCAUCUUUGCGUGCCAUUGACUGGUCUGGCUCCGACUGUGACAUGUCUUGGAUAUGUUUGCUAAUAUUUAUACUUGCUCUGUGUGUUGUCAUACCUUUGGUUACUGUUAUCUAUUUGGCAGAGCAUCCACAUCACAAUCACACAUCUAAGUAGAUUGAUUAUCUUCUGCUCUGAACACAAAGUGAUCAUCAUUCCAAAUGCACAUCACGGUGAAAUCAAAUAGAACUAACUCUCAAUCUUGUUUUUUUUUGUCGCUCAAACGUGUGUCAUUGCAAAUGGCAACGUACUAUAGAAUUUAUUUUUAUAAAAGAUAUAUUUAAAUUUUAGAGAAAUUUUAACUACAUAAGACAUAAGUUGAUAUGUACGUAUAACGUUGAAUAUACCACUACAAAUACAAAUGUAGUGUACUCGACUAUUUGCCAAAUCGACUAAGGAUUUUAUGAUUUAACAAUGCACGAUGUUUUAUUCAUCUAAAUCAUAAACAUAUGUAUAUAUAUAUAUUAGUCUUAAAUGUGUUGUGUUUUUAAACAUGUAUAAUAUUACCUCCUAAAUUGUAGGUGAUCGAUUUUUAAAUGAAAUAAAAACCUAA